AAGUGGUUCCCUGUCUCACAGCCCGGAUCAGAGAACCCGGGCCUCCCAUUGGUCGGCUCCACGCAGGACCCCGCCCAUCCCGAGGGGAAGGCUGAAUCCGAUUGGAGGAUCCAAGUAUUCAGGCCCCGCCUACCAACACCUCCAGGAAGUGGACUCUUCUGAGAGGGAGGCUGAGGCUCAGAGAGGCCCCUUCUUCCCGAGAUGUCAGACGCAGGGCGAUCCUCGAUGUGUCGACCCCAGGACAGAUGCUUUCCUUCAUAUGCAAACGCCUCCUGUUUCCUUUGAGACAUCCUCGCCAUCUUCUUUGAGCGUGGAGGUGCGUUCAGGUGCAGUCGAGCCUAAUCCUUACACCCGAAGUCUACGUAAACCCGGACGUCGUCAUAGCAACUCCCCGCCUCCUCCGUUUCGCUCCUGCUCCAUCCCCAUCAUCCCCUCCGUCCAGUAUCACCACGACAAUGAGGCGUCUUGUAUGCAAACCAGCGUCUCCUCGGCAACCAGGGCCAUGUCCUCAGGAGGAGGAAAGGAAGCAAGGAGAGAGAAAACGGCAGCACAUGUUGUCGUGUUGUCUUCUACUUCCUGCUCCUCUGCUAUUGGUCAGCAGCGGGAUGAGGUGGUGCUGCUAUUGGAGGAGGCUCAGGAGCAGCUCAGGAAGUUGGCGUUGGCAAACAGGAAGCAGGAAGUGGAGGCCAGAGAAACUGUUUGCUUCCUGAACCUUAAUGGAGGAAGUGUUGGGGCGCUGAGCUGCAACGGACCAACGCAAACACAGCUGCUCACCCCCAGCCUAUCACACAGAGACCUGGGCCAAAUCAGCCAAUGAGAGGACUCCAUUUAGGACUUUCACUUUGACAGUGUUUGACAGACUAUUGUGUUCUGUAGGACACCGAAUUGAAAAAAAACAACAUGUAAUAUCAUGGAAAAUGUGCUGGUGAUAUGCAUUCUGUACGGAUCGAACACUGACCGCCUUUACACUGACUGACAGUAUGGAAGAAAAAAAAUAUUUACAUGCAUUUAUUUACAAAAACAAGAGAAACACUUAGGCAAAAAGAAACCAAAUAGUCUGUCAACUCCAUGGUGUUUUUAACUGUAAAAAGAAUAUAUAAAUAUAUAUAUAAAUAUAUAUGGAUAUAAAUAUAUGGAAUUCAAAAAGUGACCAAGUACAAAGUUGAAGAACACAGGAAUGAUGUAACUUUUGUUUUCUUCUCCUUCUCCCUGUUUUUGUAUUAACUCAAGUCACGUGUUUGGGUUUCGGCUCUAGAGAAAGAGAAAGACUUCGUUAUCGCCGCACGAUUCUGUGAGCCUGUACAGAAUCCAAUAUGGCCGACAAGGAAGGAGCUUCUUCACCGAUUUACCUUUUGAAAAACUUGUCUACCCAGCCAAGAAUACACUUAAAGGAUUUACAAACAAAGAUUCCGCGGCCGUGAGGUUUGUGUGUGUGUGUGUGUGUGUGUGCGUGCGUGCGUGCGUGUAUGUGUGUGUGUGCGUACUGAAAUGCAGCAAGAGAAGAAGAAAAAACCUGGAAGCUUCUACAGUUGGUCCGAUUUGGGAGAUUGUUAAAGACAGCUUACAUGGACGCUGACUCCCUAUCGGUCGAACCAAUCUAGAUUACUUUAGCUUUUUUUACAAAUGGUAUUUUCACACAGACACGCACACACACUCACUUGUGCAUUCAUUGUUGGACGGUCAGAUGAAGGACAUAAAGAAGGACAUAAAGAAAUCGCCACAAGUGGAACUAAUCUGACAUUUUGUUUUGUUUGUUUUUCCAUUUUUGGUUAUAAAUGAACAAUGCUGCUUUCUGGGGCUGAAGGGAGGGAGAACACAUGGUUUUGGGUAUUGAAACAAAUAAAUGUCUCUAUGUUGUAUCCUAUGAAUUGGAAGCUUUUGAAUCUCUGUAUGAACUUACAGCCAAAUGUUUCUGGUGACAAAAAGUAAAAAAUGGUUGCAAUUCUGGUAAAGAUUUUUCAAAAUAA
Molecule: messenger RNA, 1967 nt
Organism: Notothenia coriiceps (black rockcod)
Lineage: Eukaryota; Metazoa; Chordata; Actinopteri; Perciformes; Nototheniidae
Product: pro-neuregulin-3, membrane-bound isoform-like
Exons: 2
Source: RefSeq, a predicted model, not a curated record